CACCACCGAGAGGCUGGGGAAGGUAGAGCGGCACCAGAGGGGCGGGCGCCUUUAGGCGCGGGAGUGGCGGGCUCAAGUGGGCAUUGUUAACGGUCGCCCGCCCGCCGGUCAGCCUGCCUACGGCCACGUUCCGCCGGCGUCUGUGCUCGGCACCCAUCAGAAGCAAGAAGACCAUGGUUCUGGCUGCUUGAUGCAUCUUCAUAAGCAGGAUGUGGUGAGCUGGCCCUGACUGUGAAGCCCCAGAAAAGGAGCCAGGCAGCCACUGUCUGAAAACCCUCAGGGGGUUCCCUGCUUCCUAAGAGCAGCAAUGGAAAAGCCUGCAACCAGAAAAAAGAAGAGCCAGGCCCCAAAGGAGGAGGCAGCUGCGCAAAAGACCACUGUCAAAGGAGAGAAACCAUCAAAGGGGAAAAAGCCAACCAAGAAGCCAAGAAAGCCCCGCAAACCCCGAAAAGAGCCUGUCCUGAGUCCCGAAGACGAAGCACAUAUCUUUGAUGCCUUCGACGCCUCGUUCAAAGAUGACUUUGAGGGUGUCCCCGUGUUCGUUCCUUUUCAGAGGAAGAAACCCUAUGAGUGCGGUGAAUGCGGACGGAUCUUUAAACACAAGACAGAUCACAUUCGCCACCAGAGAGUUCACACUGGAGAGAAGCCCUUUAAGUGUGACCAGUGUGGGAAGACCUUCAGGCACAGCUCAGAUGUCACCAAACAUCAGAGAAUUCACACUGGGGAGAAGCCCUUUAAAUGUGGGGAGUGUGGAAAAGCCUUCAAUUGUGGCUCCAACCUUCUGAAACACCAGAAAACGCACACUGGGGAGAAACCUUAUGGCUGUGAGGAGUGUGGAAAAUCCUUCGCCUACAGCUCCUGCCUCAUCCGGCAUCGGAAGCGGCAUCCGAGGAAGAAGCACUGAGCAGGGCAGCCUGCAGCCACGGAUCCUUGUCAAACACCUGAUGAUGGUCCAGAGUUCUCAUGCAGUGUGCUCAUGGUCACCCGUCUCUGUCACUGAAAGGAAAAUCUACCCGUCAGACAUGAGAGCCCACAGAGGCUUUCCGCCCUUCCAGUCUACACUUGGUGGUAACACGGUGCUCCUCGGAGCUUCCUGGAGCUCCAGCCAUUUUCCAGACUACUUUCUGCUACUCAGGGCCAUCUUUGGAACAGCUUUGGGUCGCUGAAAACUUUAGUGCUAAAGAGACACCCCUGCUGGCAAGGGUCCCUGCCUUCCUUUGCUGCCUCUGUCUACACCAACCACUGUCGUCUCUUCUUUGGAAGGCUUCUGGCUCUGCAGGCCCAGCCCCAUGCAGUCUGCCAGGGGCAAGGAACCCCGAGGUGGACGACAGGCAGCACUCUGACCAACUCUGAGGACAGCACCAAGUCCUGCUCAUCUCUGUGCAGCUGACUUCAGUGAUCCUAAAGUUUCUCUCUUCUGGCUGAAACAACAGUCUUUGGGCUCAACCCCUGGGCCUAGAACUGGGUUGUGCUGCGUCCCCUUGUCCCAGCCACAUCUUAGACAAGUAGCCUGGGUUCGCCCAGAGUCUCGGCAGACCCUUGCACCUUGGCAUAGUGGCAGGUUUCUUAGACUAGGUCUCGUAGCUCCAGGGUGCCAUCAGCAGCUUCUCUCCACUGUACCUUGAAAAACAGCUGUGGCCCCGCCCCACAGCAGCCUGCCGUUCAGGUCAAUUCCAAUUCCUGCUGGUCAGCAGGGCAAGACCACGUGACUGCCAUCUGUCCCACGUGCUCUGUGAGGCCUGUGUUCUAAAGAUAGCGAGUGACUGCUGACCAGGAGGGCUGCUAGAGCAGAUUUUUCCAGUAAGAAGCUCAGAGAACUCUAGUCAGUGUCUACCUCUACCACAGAGCGCAGCAGAGACCCACUGGGUCAUGCUCCAGGGAGACUGUCAUCGUAGACCCAUUGGCAACAGGAAAGCUGUAGGUGGGUGAGCUCGGGGAGGCCUUUUGGACGACAGGUUGCUUUCACUUGUUUCCCACCUUGAAGUUUAAGAUGGCCACGUGACAGCAUUCCUGAGCAACCAUGAGUUCAGGCUCACUGAAGCCUACUGAAGGGUUCCCAGCACCAGCUCUCUACUUCAGUGAAAGACAUUGUGAACAGCCACUGGGGAACAAACGAAAUGUUCAAAGCCUUCUAGAUGUCUUAAGAUGUGUCCUGGGGCAACUAAGAACAUGCCAGCAAAGUACUGGGAUUCUAAUUACAGAAACAUACUCAACUGCAGCCAGAGAUGUCUUAGAAGUCCAAGGCAGUCCUUUUGUUAGCACCUCAGCUGCCGUGUCCACUGGGCCUUGUCCUGCAGAAAGAGCUCUGACCAGCACAGCUGCUGCUGAGCCUCACUUAGGACAGCGCCUGGCCAGGGCCUGACGAGCAAGGGAACGAGAGCUCUGAGCCACACUAAUGUCCUUCCAUUCCGUCAGCCUCCUCCCAGCCAAGAGAGAAGGCAGAAGCCACCUCACGGAGAGUCAGAAGUAGCUCUGGCCUGGGGCCAGGACUCUUCUAUUUGAGGAGACCAGUGGAUUAGACUUGACUAGCUGCCUCUUCCUGUUUCUGGAAGUCUGUAGCUCCAGAGCACAUGGGCUCCUUUCCUCCUGACCUUGGAUCUGUCAUCAAGACAAUGAUUUCCUGUGCCGGUGAGUUGGGACAUCAAGAUGCCCUGAAGAGGAAGGCAGAACUGGGGCCCUGGGAAGAAAGGCUGUGUACCCUGACUUAAGGGACAGAUGCUCUGUGGCAUCUCGGAAGACUCAGGGGAAUGGGGUCACCACUGGUGUGGACCCCAGGUACAGUUCAGACAAGGAGACUGGCCUGUGUGCCACAUUUACCUUUAGGCCAGGCAAUGGUGCGCACCUUCAGCCUACCCUUUCCAGGGCCUAGUGCCUGUGGAGUUGGGUGUUUGCUUUCUCCUUGUUCCUUCUCAAGGAAGACAAGUGGAUUGACUCAAAUCCUGUAGGACUUUCAUGUGGCGGCCGCCAGACAACACCUAGGUGAGGCUGUUUCCCUGCUUGUGGGCCUGCAGCCGUUUGGCUAUGGACCUGCAGAGGAUUCCUAGCACCUGCAUACUGGUAGCACCCAGCUGGCCUGUUGAGAUCUCACCUCGGCCACACUUGAUCUGGUGGCUGGUGCAGACACCCGUGUGUCCUAAUGCCCCGUCUGUACACUGCAGUGAGUGGUGCAUUCCUCUUAAACAGCCGCAGCCAUGGCCUGUUGUGUUGUAGCAGACGCUGUCCCCAGUCUGGUGUUUCUGUUUGACAUUUGUUAAUGCUUACGUCCAUGUAAUACCCUUGGUGCUGUGUCAGUGUUGUGCACAUUGGACUAGACAUUCUGCUUUGUUGUGCACUGGUGGCUUCCUUCCUAUGUGACUCUUCUGCUCCAUGGACAGCGGCACUGAUGCUCCACAUUGCCUUCCAGUUGCUGCCAUGGUUCUGUGAGCAGAUGCUGUUGGUGCUGCUCCCGGACAUCUAUUUUCUCAUAAAAGUAAACGUGUUUCCAACUUGCUUACUGUGCUCUGUUGGGUUCCCUACAGUGUGGACAAAUGUCCUCAAGGAAGCCACCAGCUUUCUCCACUGGAGACAGCUGCAAGACCAGGGUCCCAGCUGGUCCCUGCUUCUUGGGAAUGUCUAGGAUCCUUCCAGUGACCAAGCUCAUGAGAGUAUAACGUGUAAUUCAGAAAAGUCACCACUGCUGUGCCAUGGGGUGAGGGUGAUAGUUGUACAAAAGAAAGACAUCAUCCUGCCUUUCUGACUGCAGAUAAUGGGAUGCCAGGUUACGGUUUAGUAGUUGUUCUCUGUACCUGUAGUGGGGACCCUGAGAGAAACCUGGGAAGUGUCUGUUCAUUCUUCAUUUAGGGCAGUUGUGAAUGCCAAGAAGGGGUGAUCCUGCAAGGGACACCUAACAGUACCCGGGGACGGUUUUGUUUGGAGGAUCUGGUGAGAAGAGGUAAGGAUUUAGCUAAACCUCACAACCCCAGCCCAGCAACAGGAGCACUUGUGCCAUGUUAGUCAGGCAGCCAGGGACUGAGUUAGGCUUGCAGGCAGCAGCCCCCCGCCUUUCCUGACCCAUUCUCCCACAGCCUGGAGACUAACCUUAAAAUGAAGUAAAAGUGUCACUUGAGCCUGGGAGUCCUAGAGUAGCUAGGAUAAAAAUAGUGAGCCCCCAUCUCAAAAAUGGGGUGCAAGGGGUGGAGCUGGAGGUGUAACUGAGUGACAAAACACACUCUUGGCACACUUGAGACCCUUUGUUCCAGGUGCCAUCCACAGCAUUGUCCAAAAAAAAAAAAAAAAAAAAAGGCAUCUGGAGAGAUGGCUCAGUGAUUAAAAGCACCGGUUGCUCUUCCAGAAGACACACGAUUGACCUCCGCACCCACGACAUGGCAGCUCACAACCAUCUGUAACCCCAAUUCCAGGGAAUCUGUCUCCUUUUCCUGCUCUCCACAAGCCCAGGCUUGUAAGUAGUACACAGACAUACAAACAGGCGAGACGUAUAAAGUGGAUUCCUCCCUUUGAGAGGUGAGAUCUGGGACACUUGGAAUGACAUCCACGUGCUGGAGAGUGGCGGGAGGUAGGGCUGUCCUGUCUGCCCUUGCACAUUGUCCUCCAUCCUCCCCUUGCUGACCACGUCUCACCCUGCCUGCUCUGCUCCACUUCCCACACCUCAAGACCUCUGCACACACUAGUUCUUUUGAAUAUUACCUCCCAGUCACCUCUCCUCCUCCGCUAGCACCUCCUUAGGUUAUCUUGGAUGUCAAGCUUCAACGCUCCAGGCUAUUGCCUGCGAGGCUUCCACCAGAGAAGACCACUGGGACAUGGUAUAAGCCAAUAGAAAGUCUUUAUUAGCCAGCCAGCAACUAUACUAUGUGUCUAGGAUCUCACUGUAGCCUCAAGCCUUUCUCAGGGUGAGCUGUUAAGCACAGAAACCAUAUCUUAGAUUGACAUACCUCAGUUAACAAGAACAGUUAGCCAGAAGUAGAACUACCGAAGCCAAAAAGCAAGGUUAGUAUGUUUAGACACUCCCAGAACUAUGGACCUUGCUGUCCUAGGUCUUUGGGGGUUUUUUGUUGUUAGGGGUGGGGGUGUUGCUUGUUUGUUUUGUUUUGUUUGUCCAGGGGUGAUGUCUAUGUGCUGAAUUUGAUGACCUGAAUGGUACUUUCAUUAUGAAGUCAGUAUAGAUAGUGCUAAGAACCAUUAGUUUUACCAAAUUGUUACAUAAUUGGCCAUAUAGUUUAAGAUGCAGGGCCCCACUAUUAAUACAAUUAGAAUAAGCAAAGCCCAAGCAGUGCUGAUAGUGCGAGGGCUGAAGAAACUCCUUUUUAUGCUAGGUAUCUAUCUUGGUAUUCAAUAGUCAUUUGUCUCUAACUCCAGUCCCUGGAAUAUACAUUCCCAAUAACCCUGACUCAGUCAUUCCCACCCAGAACUGUACAACCAUGGCCAUCUACCUGUUAUGACAUGACUGCCUGCUUUGUUGGCUUCUGUAACCUGCUUAUGCAACCAUUCAAGCCUGUUUCGAGGUCACCCCGACUCCCUAACCUUGGCAAAGCAGCCCAGCUCCUAGCCUGCUUGUGCAGACACUCAAUGUGGGUUUUGCCAUUACAAAUCCUUCCCUCACCCCUCGCACAGCAGUCUCUAGUUUGUCUCAAAGACUGGUGUUCUUGUGGUUUCAAUAAAUUUAACUAAUUAUAAUCUG
Messenger RNA from Apodemus sylvaticus (European woodmouse), 5674 nucleotides. Its product is annotated as zinc finger protein 41. The coding region runs from base 308 to 904 and encodes 198 amino acids. Gene Ontology annotation, molecular function: DNA-binding transcription factor activity, RNA polymerase II-specific; RNA polymerase II cis-regulatory region sequence-specific DNA binding. The record is from RefSeq and is a predicted model, not a curated record. The transcript has 3 exons. Lineage: Eukaryota; Metazoa; Chordata; Mammalia; Rodentia; Muridae. Gene Ontology annotation, biological process: regulation of transcription by RNA polymerase II.